Messenger RNA from Asparagus officinalis (garden asparagus), 1645 nucleotides. RefSeq names its product receptor-like serine/threonine-protein kinase SD1-8. The transcript has 5 exons. Bases 427 to 1515 code for a protein of 362 amino acids. Lineage: Eukaryota; Viridiplantae; Streptophyta; Magnoliopsida; Asparagales; Asparagaceae. The record is from RefSeq and is a predicted model, not a curated record. Gene Ontology annotation, biological process: protein phosphorylation; recognition of pollen. Gene Ontology annotation, molecular function: ATP binding; protein kinase activity.
CCAAUUAAUGGUACCACUGGAAUCUUAUCGAUUACCAAAAAUGGAAGUCUUGUUAUUACUGCGGGUGGUUUCCCAAUCAUCUGGUUAUUUGUUUCGACGAAACAAGCUACUAAUCCAAUAGCCCAUUUAUUGGAUACUGGUAAUUUUGUUGUUGCUGACGACACUGAUUCUAACAGCAUAGCAUGGCAGGGCUUUGACUAUCCAACUGAUACUUUGAUCCCGGGCGUGAAGGUCGAAUGGGAUGCUAAAAGUGGUCUGAAUCGCAACCUCACUGGAUGGUCAAGUUCUACAGAUCCGUCACCUGGAAUAUACACAUUAGCAGUCGACCUCCAUGGUGAUCCUCAAUUGAUAUUUUUGGCUGGUUCUGUCCGAGAGUGGAGGUCUGGUCCCUGGAUUGGAAGAAUACCAUUCUAUGACAACGAUUCCAUGGACUCAUUUUCAUUCACUUUCAUUAACAACAAGAACGAGGUUACUUACACGGCUGAUAUGGUGAACAAUGCUACGCUGACUAGGUUGGUGGUGAAUCCAUCUGGGCUCAUACAAAGAUUAGUAUUGCUUGAUUCUGGUGAAUGGGGUCAGUAUCGGUAUUUACCAGCGACCCAGUGUGACCUGUUUGGUGUAUGUGGGCCCAACAGCCUGUGCUACAUUGAUACCUUACGAGCUUGCAGUUGCUUGCCGGGGUUUGAGCCCAAGGCGCCGUAUGACUGGGCCUUAAAGGGCUUUACUGGUGGGUGCAUUAGGAAGACAUCAUUAGACUGUAGGAAUGGAACUGAUGGAUUUGUGCCAGUGCAAAGGACAGUUUUACCUGAUACGGUGCAGGCAACGGUGGACAUGAGUAUGAGCUUCGAUGAAUGUAGGGCAGAAUGCUUGAGGAAUUGUUCUUGCACAGGUUUUGCUAGUGCUGAUAUCCAGGGGUGUAUUAUCUGGACUAGUAACCUUAUGGACGUGCAAAUGUACAACAUGGGUGGACAGGAGUUCUACCUGCGGUUGGCAGCAGCAGAUGUAGAAUCAAUAUCAAGCCAAUCUCAUAAACGGGGGCACACAAUCUCAGCUGUCGUGCUGAGUGUAGUCCUGGCGAUACUAAUACUUGCCUGUAUUAUUUUCUAUACAUUGAGGAAUAAGAAAAGAAGUAGAGGUACUUCUGUUAAUGAAAAUGCUGAAGAAAGUACUAGAGAAGAUAGCAUGGAGCUGCCUCUGUUUCAUUUUGAUAACAUAGAGAGAGCAACCAACAAUUUCUCCGAUGAUAAUAAGAUUGGAGAAGGUGGAUUUGGUCCUGUUUACAAGGGAAAGUUGGGACAUGAAAUAGCUGUAAAGAGACUCUCGAAGGCUUCCGUACAAGGUCUGGAAGAGCUAAAGGCUGAGAUAGCGCUAGCGGCAAAGCUUCAGCAUCGAAAUCUGGUUAGGCUUCUGGGAUGUUGCACUCAAGGGGAUGAAAGGAUGUUAGUCUACGAGUACAUGCCAAACAAGAGUUUAGAUGCCUUCCUGUUUGGCUUGGAAUUUUUGGAAGAAAGGUGAAGGCUUGCAAGUAGUUGAUGCAUCCUUGGAUUGCUCAAUUGGUACCGCUGAUGUUUUAAGAUGUAUGAAAGUUGGAUUGCUAUGCGUUCAGGAGAGCCCUGAGGACAGACCAACAAUGUCGUCUGUUGUU